Molecule: messenger RNA, 1539 nt
Organism: Thalassophryne amazonica
Lineage: Eukaryota; Metazoa; Chordata; Actinopteri; Batrachoidiformes; Batrachoididae
Product: 5-hydroxytryptamine receptor 4-like
Exons: 7
Coding region: 162-1463 (433 amino acids)
Biological process (GO): chemical synaptic transmission; adenylate cyclase-activating adrenergic receptor signaling pathway; regulation of appetite
Cellular component (GO): plasma membrane
Molecular function (GO): G protein-coupled serotonin receptor activity
Source: RefSeq, a predicted model, not a curated record
CCAGGCCCUUGCAACCUCAGUGGUUCUCAAAGUGUGAGGCUGAUCUUCCUGGUAAUCACACAGCGAACUCAAGGAUGUGAAGUGCAACUGAAUUCAAACGAAGGCUGGAGCAUGGGGUGAUGAAGACUCUCCUCUGCUGAUCUCCAUGCAGAUGACCAGUGAUGGCCACAGCACCACCUCUACAUGUUUUGGAUGACAGACUAAACACUGGAAAUCAACAAGGGCAGCAGCAGGAGUUCCUGAGCUCACUGGAGAAGGUUCUUCUCACCAUCUUUCUGUCCAUCAUCAUCAUCAUGACGGUGUUUGGGAACCUGCUGGUCAUGGUGGCGCUCUGCAGGGACAGAAAUCUUCGGAAGAAGAAGACCAACUACUUCAUUGUGUCACUGGCGUUUGCCGACUUGCUUGUUGCGGUGGUGGUGAUGCCAUUUGCGGCGAUCGAACUGACGACUGGCCAGUGGAGGUACGGUGAGAUUUUCUGCCUGGUGCGAACAUCUCUGGACGUCCUGCUAACUACGGCAUCCAUCCUGCACCUCUGCUGUAUCGCGCUGGACAGGUAUUAUGCUAUCUGCUGCCAGCCGCUGGUCUACAGACACAAGAUGACCCCAGUCAGAGUUGCUGGGAUGCUCGGUGGCUGCUGGAUUAUCCCCACUUUCAUCUCCUUCCUACCCAUCAUGCAAAGCUGGAACGAAAUUGGCAUUGAGGAUAUUAUUGAAGAGAGACGCGCAAUGGCAGGAGGCUCCAACGACACGAGCUGUGUGUUUCUAGUGAAUCGGCCGUAUGCGCUUAUCUGCUCAGCAGUGGCCUUCUACAUCCCAUUGGCUCUCAUGGUUCUGGCCUAUCAACGUAUCUACGUCACCGCUAUGGCACACGUACGGCAGAUCGAGACGCUGCAGCGCGCUGGGUGUGCUCCUGUCACCGGGUCAGCUGUAGUCAACACCAUUAGAUCCUCCACUACCUCAGAUCCAGAACAUUUCCAUCUCAGGUCGACGACGGGUUCGUCCAACUCUGAGCAUGCUCCGAUAGUGACGAGUCGCAUGCGCAUUGAGACGAAAGCGGCAAAAACACUGGCGGUUAUAAUGGGGUGUUUCUGCCUGUGCUGGGCACCAUUCUUCAUCACCAACGUGGUGGAUCCCUUUAUCCACUAUUCCGUGCCCUGGCAGCUGUGGACAGCCUGGCUCUGGCUCGGGUACAUUAACUCGGGGCUAAACCCCGUCCUGUAUGCCUUCCUGAACCGAGCGUUUCGGAGGGCAUUUCUGAUGAUCCUCUGCUGUGAGGAUGAACGCUACGCUCGGCAUGGGAGCUGUACAUAUGGCUACACCCACAGGGAGUGUACAGUGGCGUCGUUCAACGGCACGUCUAUUGCACCAAGAUUGUCUUUUUUGCCUAAUAGGAGCUACAGCGACAAUGGACGCACAAUACUGGCCAAUGAACAGGAGUCCCAGGACUCCCUUGGACCGCUAUGAGAGGAGGUUUGUUUCAGAAGGCACGCAGGUGGCAUCAUCUUGGUGAAGACCAUGACGGCGUUUCACCACGUGAGCG